GCCCGCUCGCUUCAUGCCAGGCCUCUUGUGUGGACGCUGCCGCCUUCUUACUUGACCCUGUCCAAGUCUACGGCUAUGAUAUAAGACGGUGGAAAAGAGACAUACAAGCAUCCUCUUUUGAAAUUCAUUGGCACCGCAUUCGCUACAGCCGCCUGCAGAAAGCCCGACUUACACGCACAUCUCUACCGUAUCCAUGCGUCACAACACGGCGACGGCGCUCGUCCUCGCCCUCGGGGCCGUCAUUUCCACCGCCACCGCCGCCAACGAUAACCAGCCAGUCCCCAAAUCAGGCCUCCAGCAAUCAUGGGCCUCGCCCGCCAAAGAAACCGUCACCUCGGGCAGCGAGAUUGAACAGCAGGUUGCCUUGGGAUGGUCUCCGAAGCCGACGCAGCCACCCAAGCCCUUGUUCGGCAGGAUGGUGGUGCCGCGAGCGGAUGGUUUUACCCUGGGGCCGGAGACGUGUGGAUUUGUGCCUGGCAGCGAUGGCAACUCUAUUACCUGCAUCUCUUCUGGAUACACUUGCACGCCUGAAGGAGGCUUCGUCGGGUGCUGUCAGCCAAACAGCGCCUGCAGUCUGAUUAAGACGACGUGUAUCGACUACCAGGCCUCAAAAACCGGUGCCUGCAACCUCCCGUCCGAUUUCCACACUCUCUGCUGCGGCACUGCAACGGAGCCGGCUUGUUACACUUGGGUCAUUUCCACGUCCGCCUCGUCCGACAAGUCCGUUGAGCUGUACACCGCUUUCGGAUGCUCCUCCACGGCUGGCAAGGGCACGCUCCUGACUGUCGACCCAGGCUGGUUGGCAACGCACAGCUUCGGCCCCACGACCACGGUAGCUACAACCGCAUCGACCGAGUCCUCGAGUCCUUCAGCCGCUCCUGAUUCCAACGGCGGCAAAAGCAGCACCCCCGUGGGCGCCAUUGCGGGAGGCACAGUCGGAGGUGUUGCGGCGCUUGGCCUCGUUGGCCUGGUCGCUUUUCUUCUCUACCGCCACCGCAAUCCUCGAAAUAACGCCCCUGCUGCCGGUCAGCCUCCACAAGGACAGAACAAUGCUGCCGGCGGAGCUGUCUAUCCCUCGGGUGUACCGGCUGGCUAUGCACCGGUGCCAAUGCAGCAGCAAGGCUACUACCCGCAGCAGUUUCAGGGACAGUAUCCUCCUCAGCAGCAGCAGUAUAAUUACAAUUACCCGGCGCAGACGGCGAGCACAUCUCCGGUGCAUACGACUCCUUCUCCGGGUGUUUUCAAGGAGGGCGAGGCGGUUGCAACCGAGCUGCCCACGACGAGUCCCCUUGGGGCAGAGACGAACAGGGCAGAGCUGGGUGGUGGUCAUUAGAUGAAUGGUAUAUGAUUCAUGGGAUGUGCAUGAUAAAGGAGCGGCUGAUUUCGUUUUCUCUUGUUUAUGGAUAGAAACUGCAAGCCAAAGACAAUCUCUUUCAAAGUUUUUGAUUGAACAUUGCGAUGGAAAUAUUUGUUGGAUCAGAGUAUAAUGAAGCGCCUUUAGUGAAUAUGGAUAUAUUUGUGUGUUUAUCAAAUCAUUUUCAAGUACAACCGUCAUGUAUACCCUUUUAAAUGGGGUACUUGGGAGGAAAAAGGGAUUGCAAGUCAACAAACCAGCUCUGGCCUACUCCUUUGUGACCUUGUCCCACCACUGGGGCCAGUUUACCACAAUGUUCUUCUCGCGAGCCUCUUCCGCAGCAAACACCAUUGCGUGACUGCGAAUCACCUCCUCGAGCGUGCACCCCACAAACUCAUUCUGCGCCUUUUCAGCCUCCCACCCGUGAUUCUUCACCCGGUCACACGCCAAGACGAACUGUCUCGUGAGGCCCAAGUCGCCGCCGCCGUGGCCCUUGUGCUCCGCGUGCGGCGUGUAGACCUUUGUCUCCUUGGUGUCAAAGUCUUGCACGAUGAUCUUUUCGGAAUCGGUGUAGAUUUCGCCGUGCUCGCCGUAAAAGUAGGAGAAGCGGUCGCAUUGCUUCUUGGUCUGGGCCACCAUCUGGAUGGUGACGCGCUUGGCGGGCUUGAUGGACUCGGGCCAUGUAAUGGUGACAAACUGGUCGUCGCACACGUUGUUGUCGGACUCAAAGACGCAGCGGCCGAACCAGUUGCGCGAGCUGACCACUUCUUCCGGGGUUGACUCGUCAUAGUCUUCUUCGAGGACCUUGAUGACGGCCUGUUUGCGCUCGUCGAGCGUUUUAAAGUCUUCAAUGUCGUGCACGACGGUGGUCAUUGGCCAAUCUGUGUUGCCGGUGCCAACUCCCUCGCAGUUGGCACUGAGAUAUACAUUCUUGGCAGAAUAUUUGCAGCCAGAAUCGCCGAGGGGGCAAGUCAUGCAGUUUGUAGCAGAUCCCGCGGCGGCGGGCUUGCGGCUCUUUUUGAAAAACUGCAACCCGCCAGUCGACGAUACAUAGUUGGGGAGAUGAGGCUCGCCCUCUCCGGCCUUUUCCGGGGAGCAGAGCAGCCACAGGAUCAGAUCGAUAUCGUGGCAGCACUUGGCCAGCAGCGACGGCGCCGAAGUCUUUGAGUUUCUCCAGUUUCCUCGCACGUACGAGUGCGUAAAGUGCCACCAGCCAACGGGCUCUGUGUGGACGACGCUGUUGAUGUCGCCGAUGAUUUGGUCUUCCACCAGCAGCUUCCGCAGCAUCAUGUUGUGCGGGCUGUAUCGCAGCACAUGGCCAAUGGAGAAGAUGUUGGAUGCGAGCUGCGGCUUGAGAGACUUGUAUAUGUCGAGACAGUCCUGCAGAGACGGCGCAAGCGGCUUCUCGCACAUGAUGUGAAUGCCCAGCGGAGCCAGGCCGACAACGACCUCCCGGUGCAUCUGGUCUUGGACACAGACAAAAGCGCCGUCGACGCCCUUGGGGACGUCCUUUUCGCCAUUGGCUACUCUCUGGCGCCGCUCCUGCUCAUACUCGACAAAGUCUCGCCAGUCUGAGAACAUCUGGCCUUGGCCGGGGCCGUUGCUGCCCCAGAUGUGCUGCUUGCCGAGCGUCUCUCGUCGAUACUUGUCCGGAUCUGCCACGGCGGCCACUACGCCGUUGCUGGCGAUGUCAAUGCCUCUCGCAUAGCCAAUUCCUCGAGCACCGGCGCCAAUGAUGAUGAAGCGGGGAGGAUCGUCUGACAUUUCGGGCCGUGGGAGAGGCUUCACAUGGGCAUCGCCGGCGGCGUCAUUGGAGACCUUGAGCGAGGCCAUGAUGGCGAUGUAGUGGAGAGACGUUUGUCAAAGCGAGCACUAUGAGAGAGAAUGGCCCC
Trichoderma atroviride IMI 206040 is the source of this 3246-nucleotide messenger RNA. RefSeq lists its product as uncharacterized. Lineage: Eukaryota; Fungi; Ascomycota; Sordariomycetes; Hypocreales; Hypocreaceae. The record is from RefSeq and is a predicted model, not a curated record.